Penaeus monodon (black tiger shrimp) is the source of this 3195-nucleotide messenger RNA. RefSeq names its product octopamine receptor beta-2R-like. The record is from RefSeq and is a predicted model, not a curated record. NCBI's taxonomy places the organism in Eukaryota, Metazoa, Arthropoda, Malacostraca, Decapoda, Penaeidae. Gene Ontology annotation, molecular function: octopamine receptor activity. Gene Ontology annotation, cellular component: membrane. Gene Ontology annotation, biological process: adenylate cyclase-activating adrenergic receptor signaling pathway.
CUUCCUUGUCCUCCUCUCUCUUCCCUCUCUCCUCCCCCUCUCUUUCCAACCAAUAAUCACUCAAAAUAUCAUUCCUCGCCACUCGAUUGCUUAAACGGCUUUAAAAAAACAAAAUGCACAAAAAAGCACGAAAACUGACCCUUAAUUCCACACUUUCAUUGCGCCUUUGUCCCCUAUUUCAACCAAGCUCCAACUUUUACCUGACCCCUAAAACGUCCAUGACUCUUACAUUCCCUGUUUCAGUCAAGACGAAAAAACGUUAAUGACUCAUGUUCCCUGUUUCAAUCAGGACCUAAACGUUCAUGACCGGGCGUUCCCUAUUCCAGGAAAGCCCUAAAACGUUCAUGACCCCGCGUUUCUUAUUCCAGGCAAACCCUAAAAUGCCCAUUUUCCCUGUUUCAAUCAGGACCUAUAACGUUCAUGGCUCUUUCUUUCCUGUUUCGCUCAAGCCCUAAAAUGUCCAUGACCCCGUGUUCCCUAUUCCAAGCAAGCCCUAAAACGCUCAUGACCCCCAUGUUCCCUAUUUCAGCCAAGCCUUAAAACGUUCACGACCCCAAUCUUCCCUCUUUCACCUUGCUGACCCCCACGUUUCCUGCUUCAACCAAGCCCAGACACCUUCACACCCCAAGUUCCGCAUUUAACCGAAACCCUAACAUUUCCCUGCCCUAAUUCAACGAAGCCCUGACGCCCAUUCUCUGGUCGACAGGUGAACAUGGCAGGGACGAGGAGCAAGAUCCGAGAGUCACCUUCCGUCGGAACCUCCUGCUGACCGCCUAGGAAGCGGGCAGGGGUUAUGCCCACCACUGCGCGCCUGCCUCCCCUGCACCGCAACACACAGCCUCUGUCGCCGCCACUGCUGCUGCUGCUGCUCCUCUGCAUCGGCAACGCAGCUGCUUUGAAUGUUACCGCGCCAGCAGUCCACUCCUCCGCCGCCCCUGCUACCUCUGUCGAGUCUUCCACCGCCCUCAGCGCCGCCGCGAGCGACGCCAGCCCGGCCAGCACCGCCGGCGCCUCCGCCCCGAGCGCCGCCCCUCCGACCGCCGGCCAACCAUGUCUUCCGACGAACGCGUCCGCCGCCGACGCUGACGGCAACGAGACCCAGCCGUGGCGCGGCCCCGAGUACGACGUCGCCAGCGACCCGUUCGUGAACGGUAGCGUGAGCCGCAGCAAUAAUGGCCUUCUCAACCUCAAGAACGCUACGUUUCCGGCGUUCAUCUUCGAGACCAUCAGCCCCUUCGAUGAGGAGAACGAGACCGUCAUCGGGGAGGUGCUGGAGGUCAGCUCGUGGAGCGCAACGGACGUGUGCCUGACGGUGGUGAAGGCGGUGGUGAUGGUGGGCAUCAUCACGGUGUCAGUGCUGGGCAACGUGCUGGUGAUCGUCAGCGUCGCCCUGCACCGCCGCCUGCACUCCACGGCCAACUACCUCCUCGUGUCCCUGGCCACCGCCGACAUGCUGGUGGCGCUCUGUGCCAUGACCUUCAACGCCUCCGUCGAGCUCUCGGGCGGCCGCUGGAUCUUCGGCAGGGUCAUGUGCGACCUCUGGAACAGCUUCGACGUCUACUUCUCCACGGUGUCGAUCCUGCACCUGUGCUGCAUUAGCGUCGACCGCUACUACGCCAUCGUGCGGCCGCUCGAGUACCCGCUCACCAUCACGCGCCGCAUCCUGGCCAUCAUGCUGGCCCACUGCUGGCUGGCGCCCACGCUCAUCUCCUUCCUGCCGAUCUUCUUCGGCUGGUACACCACGGCGACCCACCUGCAGGAGCGAGACUCUGAGCCUUACGUCUGCGCCUUCGUCGUCAACGCUAUUUUCGCCCUUGUGUCCUCCGCAGUGUCCUUCUGGGUGCCUUGCACGGUCAUGGUGGUGAUGUACUACAGGAUAUUCCAGGAGGCACGCAAGCAGGAGCGAGCGCUCCUCUCUCGUGCUUCCUCCGCCUCCUCGGCCGCCUACUCCACCUCCAUCAGGCUCAGCGCCGCGUCGCAGCAGCAGCAGGACGUCGCCGCUGCCGCUAUGGCGCGGCAGCAGCUCCUGGUAGCGCUCCAGGCGACGCCCUUCACCCCCGCCACGCGCCACCAGGAGUUCCUCAUGAAGACCCUGAGCGACACGUCGUCGACGGCCUCUGUGACUACCACGUCCUCGGGCGUGCCCUCCACGGGGCCCUCUGGAAGCAGCAGCUCGCGCAGCAGCAGCGGCGGCGGCGGCCUCAUGGUGUCGGGCUACGCCGCCGGUGCCAACAACAGCGUCAAGGCGAGCACCAGCAACGGCAGCAACAGCGGUACGGGCUGGCGCCACUCGCGGCAGGGCAGCACGGCGUCGUGGCACGGCCCCUCGCGCCACGGCUCGCUGGUGCCGUGCGGGCGGCGCAUGCACAGCACGCCCGUCGUCACCACCAAGCCGGGGCCGCCGCCCGUGGGCCGCCGCGAGCACAAGGCGGCGCGCACGCUCGGCCUCAUCAUGGGCGCUUUCGUGCUGUGCUGGCUGCCCUUCUUCACCUGGUACGUCAGCAUCAACAUUUGCGGCUCCGCCUGCCGCUGCCCGCACGCCGUCGUCACCGCCCUCUUCUGGAUCGGCUACUUCAACUCCACCCUCAACCCCUUCAUCUACGCCUACUUCCGCACCGACUUCCGCGAGGCAUUCCACCGCACCCUCAAGCGCCUCACCUGCUGCCGCCCGCGCCAGCCGUCGGGCGUCUUCGUGUAAGGCCGCCCCGGACACUAGCAGGGCCACCCUCACCUUGCACCCGAGCCCCGCCCCUGCGCCCUUCCGGUGGGAACGAGGCCUGGCAGCCCCUGACCUGGGCACUCCUCGCCCCAGCUGGCCUUCGCGCAGGCGGAAGCAGCCUGGGCGCCCUCGCCGUCAGGAGGGACGGUUCGCCGAUGUUUGUACGCCGUGGAGAGAUUCUCGUCCUGAGGGAGAGUGACGAAGAAGGACGCAAAGACAAGAAAAAAGAAGAAAAAAAAUAGUGUUCGUCGGAGAUUCAGUGUAAGAGUUCUUUUCCCAUUUCCUCAUCAGCGCUGCAGCCAUCACAGGCCGGGGUGUUUGGUGCCGCAGCCGGUCCCGCGCUGGCGCUUGAGGAGAGAUUUUUCUGGUUUUAAUAGGUGUGCCCUUUGUCGUGAUCAAGAAAUAUAAAUGGACUGUCGCAUUCUUAAGUGACAAGAUCCGUUUAAAAUGUUUGAGAAGAAUAUAUGUGUGUGUGU